This is a messenger RNA of Rhizopus microsporus ATCC 52813, 699 nucleotides long. Its product is annotated as S-adenosyl-L-methionine-dependent methyltransferase. Lineage: Eukaryota; Fungi; Mucoromycota; Mucoromycetes; Mucorales; Rhizopodaceae. The transcript is spliced from 4 exons. Gene Ontology annotation, cellular component: nucleus; cytoplasm. Gene Ontology annotation, biological process: tRNA wobble uridine modification. Gene Ontology annotation, molecular function: S-adenosylmethionine-dependent methyltransferase activity; tRNA binding. The record is from RefSeq and is a predicted model, not a curated record. The coding region runs from base 1 to 699 and encodes 232 amino acids.
AUGAGUAAACCACAGCCAGUGCCAAUUAGACCACCAGAGAGUAAAGAACCAGAAUAUGAACAAAAGAAUGUUCAUGAAGUCUAUGAAGUUAUUGCUGAACAUUUUAGUGAUACGCGUUACAAACCUUGGCCUGUAGUUGAACGUUUUUUGAAAUCGAUGAAGCCAGGAAGUUUAGGAGCAGACAUUGGAUGUGGUAAUGGUAAAUACAUUGGUGUCAAUCCCAACAUUGUCAUUCUUGGUUCGGAUAGGAGUCGAAAUCUUGUUCAAAUUGUAAAUCAACGUGGUCAUGAAGGAAUGGUGGCUGAUGCACUUGAAUUACCCUAUAGAUCAAACACAUUUGACUUUGCGAUAUCAAUAGCUGUUAUUCAUCAUUUUGCAAGCCCUGAAAGAAGACUAGAAGCUAUCAAGAGUAUAGCUAGGAUCGUAAAGAAAGGGGGUAAAAUGCUUGUAUUUGUCUGGGCAUUAGAGCAGACAAAAUUCAGUAAACGAGACUUUAAACCUGGACAGCAAGAUGUUCUCGUACCUUGGAUGCUCACAAAGGGAACUAAAGACGCAGAUAAUGUUCCUGUAUAUAAUAGAUAUUAUCAUUUAUUUAAGGAAGGGGAGCUGAAUGAGUUAUUUGGCCAAGUAGAAGAUGUUGUCAUUGAAGAAACGGGCUAUGACCGAGAUAAUCAUUAUGUGAUUGCAUGUAAAAAAUAA